AUGUCUAGCAAUUGUCAUGUUGUUACAAUAGCAACACUAAUUAUUCAUGUCAUACUUCGGUUUGCUUUGAUUGUUAUAGCUGCACCUCAAAGUUCACUUGUUACAUAUUUGCCAGGAUUUAGUGGCAGCUUUCCUUCUAAGCACUACUCUGGGUAUGUGCCAAUUGAUGAACAUAACGCGAUACACAUGUUCUACUAUUUUGUGGAAUCUGAAAGAAAUCCUGCAAAAGAUCCUGUUGUUUUGUGGCUUAAUGGUGGACCUGGAUGUUCAAGCUUAGGGGGCUUAGUUUAUGAGCAUGGCCCAUUCAAUUUCGAAGCGUCCGGCCCAAUUAGUUCUGAAGAUUUGCCAAAGCUGCAUCCUAAUCCAUAUAGCUGGUCUAAGGUGUCCAACAUUAUCUACUUAGAUUCUCCUGUAGGUACUGGCUUUUCUUUCUCAAGGAACACAAGUGAUUACAUAACUGGGGACUUAAAGACUGCCAAAAAUACACACAUUUUUCUGCUAAAGAUACCUUCAAUGUGCAAACUUUAG
Molecule: messenger RNA, 528 nt
Organism: Chenopodium quinoa (quinoa)
Lineage: Eukaryota; Viridiplantae; Streptophyta; Magnoliopsida; Caryophyllales; Amaranthaceae
Product: serine carboxypeptidase-like 20
Exons: 5
Coding region: 1-528 (175 amino acids)
Biological process (GO): secondary metabolic process; proteolysis
Molecular function (GO): serine-type carboxypeptidase activity; acyltransferase activity, transferring groups other than amino-acyl groups
Source: RefSeq, a predicted model, not a curated record